GGAAUGUCCCCACGGUCGUCCAGCCGCCUGACCAUGCGUUUCUUGGAUGCAUGAGAGGCCGGGCAUAAAGUGCAACCCUGUCCAAUGAUUAUGCAGGGGAGAGGUGAUAAUGACUUCCUAUCAAGAGUUAACGGCCGAAGGGGAGCGUAGCCCUCUGUUCACGGGCUGCUGCCGAGCAAAAGAGGUCAUAAACCGGGACCUGGACUGCAGGACUCAUCCUGAACUCGGCAGUCGUGAUGAGGAAGGGAAACUGGAGGUGGAAGUCGCCUCAGGAUUUAAUUCUCCGCAUCCCCGGUACUUAACUCUCUCCAACAGUUUGGCUCUGGGUAUCUCUUUGGACAGCCCUCCUCCACCGUGUGAGACUCUCGAGGGCUUCUCGACACCGGCCUGCCCCCACUCGUCCCGUGUCCCCUGGCGGUGCAGGGCGCAGGGGCAGGGCUCUCCAGGACGCGGAUUCUGCGCGUCAAAUAACAACGAAACGCUACGAUCCGGCGUUGGGUCACUUACAGAGCAAAUUCAUAUCUACUCUCGAAAUGGCCCCGAGAUUCACGCCGCCACGGGGAUUUCCGCUGGCUCGGACUGUAACGUAGCUUAUAUGGAUGUAAGCAGAAAAACUUUUGAGUGGAUGAGAGUGAAGAGGAGUCAGCACCGGCCGGCCAGGAUGCACAUGACCUGUGGGUUCAGUAUUGUUGGCUCGGGCCUCGGUGCUGUAGAGGCUGGGAGCAGCAGCAUCUGCACGGAUGGCCAUCCCACGGUGAACGGGGCCCCAAGGAUCAGCUUCAGCACAAAGCAGCUGACCGAGCUGGAGAAGGAGUUCCACUUCAACAAGUACCUGACGCGGGCCAGGCGGGUGGAGGUGGCCAGCGCCCUGCAGCUCAGCGAGACGCAGGUGAAAGUUUGGUUUCAGAACAGACGCAUGAAGCAGAAGAAAUUACAGAGAGACGGGCUGCUCUGCGACCCGCUUCCCGCGGCACUGCACUCACAUGCCGACACUUUGGACACCUGCCCCUCUCCUUGACCGACCUCGCCAAAACACCUGCCCCUGAACUCCUGAACCGCAGGAGCUGCAUCACGCGUUACACAUGCAAGGGCGCCUGCCUGCAGAUGUUUUGAUUCCCGUUUGCAUCGGUUUCAAUUAGGCUUCACCUUUAUUUGCUUACCACGAUGGAUGCUUAUCGCAAGAAGCGCAAUGGCAAGUUUCGUCAUGCAAGAACGGGUCAAAACAAUUUGUCAUCCUCUCCCGGGUUCAGACUGGCGCUCUGAUUUGAAUAUUAAAAUUCAAGUCAUUGCAUCGCGCUUCAUAUCUAUACACAGUGUAAAUAAGGAAACAAAAUUAUAUUAAUUGUCCAUAGAAACUGUGGCAGACUAUUUGUUUAUUUAUUUUGUACAAUUUAUCCAGGAACUGACUUUACUUAAAUAGUUAUUCAACAGGACACGUGCCUCCUAGUUUUGUUUAAAAUAGUUAUUUGUUAUUUAUUAAAAGUCUACAUUUGAAAUUGUUUAUUCUAGUGACAGAAAUAAAAUACAUUAUUAGUAGCCUAAGUUUGACUAAUUAUUCUAACAGAUUAUAAUACUGCUUUCUCAACCAGUUCAAGAUGCAGCAUUGUGGGGAUUUCUUUUUAUAUUUCUUUAAAAAGCUGAAGAUGCACCUGUUGUAGACAAAUCACAUCUUUAACAUGUUAGCAGAUAAUAGCAGAGUUUUAAUGCUGCUUUAAUGUUGUGUAUUUUGUCCGGUUUUAAGGUGUUCAUCCACGGAUUAAAAUGCCAUAAUUGACUGAUAGAUUUAUUGACCGCUCGCAUUACGAGUAUUGAUCCGUGGUGAUCCAUCUAUUUGAGGCACAAAUCUAGGAGCAUUUGCGUGCGUCUGUAACUGCAUGUUAAUGGAAUGUGGAAACAUCACGAUUGGGAGUUGUUGCGUCUUUUAUUACCUCUAUAUACAUGCAUCAGAAAAUGACAAUUUGAACACUCAUGCGGGAGAGCAGACAAUAAAACGCUGUCUUGGCUGUUUUGCAGAGCAACCAAUAAAUUGUUUGGACCUAGCAGCUCGAGCUGCUAAAUAUUCCUUCCAGAUUCACAUCUCAUCUCAUAUCAAGUAAAUGAUUGUAAACUCGGCCCUUAAACACUGUUAUGUUCCCGGUAUCGCAAUGCGUUUCUGUCAUGUUAAUGUCUAUUCUAAUAUCAAGAUACGAGGCCAUCGGCCACAUUCAUUCUAUGUAAAGGCAUAUUUUUGUUUAGCUUUAAUUAGCGGUUAUUGCACUGGAUAUGAAGGUUAGUAGAUGCAAAGCGGAUGUUAAUGACAACAAAGGAAUUAAACUUAAAGCAUCUGGGUGUCGCUUAGAAAUAAACAGCGAGAAUCAAAAUUAAUUUGGCUAAGUAGGUGGGUUUUAAACCUUUAACAGGUGUCCUCAUUGGAAUCUGGCUUUUAAAUAAAAUAGCCCACUAAUACGGUUGCACCCGCAGGAGUGGACAUGAAGUAAAUGUAUGCAGUUAAACCGGAGUUCACCUCUCACCUCUUGACCCUUCUUGCCUCGGGACAGCGAUGACCCGGUCAGCGGCUCAGAGAAAGAUGUACCAUUCAUUUGGGUGACCUCGAAGUCUGAGCUCUCUCUCGCUCUCGCUCUCUCUCUCUCGCUCUCUCUCUCUCGCUCUCUCUCUCUCUCUCUCUCUCUCUCUCUCUCUCUCUCUCUCUCUCUCUCUCUCUCUCUUUCUUUGGUUUUAUCUUUUCCCCCCCAACAUCUCGAAAUGCUUUUGUUCUGGUGGUGGGUCUCUAUGUCCACCCAAUAAUAUUUCAUCCAGCUAAAUGGAGGGGCGACUAGGCCAUAUGAUAAUUGUUCAUAUUAUAAUUCCAUACUAGGCCACAUAAAGCCCCCCCGCACCUAGAGCUAACCUAAUUUUUGCCCUAUCUCUUGCGUUAUUUUAAUAAGCCAAAAAAUAUGCUCCUGGCUCACUUUAUAAACUGGAUGAAAGAGUCUUUUCACCCAAUAUGUUUUUGGAUAUAAACUACAGACCUAUUUUUAAUAGCAAAGUUGAAAAAUUAAAGUUACUUGAGCAUACUGAACACUUAAUACGAUUCCACAUCUGAGCCAGUAUAAACAAAAUUUAGAACAACUAUUUAUAACAUGCAGGCUGCUUAUAAAUUUCAUAAAUAUCUGCUUGAAUAAUUUUUGAAUAAUUUACACAUUAAUCCCCUCCAAACAAUAUAUUUUUUAUAAUGUUCAUCUCAUUAAUAUUAAUUGAAAGCUAGAAAAGAAUACAAGUUCAAACCUAAAGGUCUGCAGAGGAGCUUUUGACAGUGCAAACAUUUGAAAGUUUUAUUUGUAAUUGAUACAAAUGCUUUUACAUGGAAGCUAGACUAAAAAUGUGUUGAGCCCAAUUUAUUUGAAAUUUGCAUUUAAACAAAAUACACACCAUUAAGGUCGCCUUCUCUAAACAAAAUAGCACAAAGUGGAUUGUUUAACAAAACCUUCAAAUGUGUCCGUCUUUUUUUUAUGCAAAUAAGGGUGCACUUGUGAAGGUUAUGAGGAUGAUGAUGAGGUCAAUAAUGUUGAAACAAUGUGAAUGUAAAAAUGGUACCUCAUGUCCACUGCUCCUACUGAGAAGUGUGUUAGGUUGACCUUAUUAGAAACUCUUUUAUCAUCUUGUGCAAAUUUGUUCCCUUACCACAGGGCUUCAAGUUACAGGUUGUAAUGUGCACAGAGGAUGCUUGCAGCAGGUAUGAACUCAGACUUUUAAAAAAAAUCCAAACUUACUUCAUCACAGUUUCUACUGUAUAAUAGAUUCACUUAGAAUUGUGCACUAAUUUAAAAUAGUAGAGAAAAAGAAAAAAAACUUAAUGUGAGUUAUAGGGAUAAGGUGAAAAGAAGAGUUGAUUUGUUUUGGGUGAACUAUCACUUUAAUUUCAUUCCGUGGCAGCUUCAGCAUUUGCCUCUCAAUUGAUGAAAGGCGAACCCCAUUGUUUGUUCAGACCUGACAUUUAGUUUGAAAGCAUUUGAGUGUGACUCUACUCUGAUGAAUUUGUGCUCUACUGUAAUUCCUUCCUGGAGAUGUACGAUUGGUUCACGAGACUGACAGCUGUGCUUCGUUUAUACACGAGCAAACACAUGGUAAAUGGAAAUAAAACAAAAAACCCAAAUAACUCAGCUGAAAAUGUAUUACUGCCACAGGUUGUAACAGUGAUGACAUUAAACAAGUUGGGAUUUCCUUCCCCUUUAUUUGUCUUUUCCCUUCCUGUACAGCAAUAAUUUCUCUAUUGAAAUUCAUUCCAAAAUCUACUUUAUUUAACUCAUUUAUCUAAAUCAAUAAGAAACAUAUUCAUAAUGAAGUAUAAUAGAUUACUUGUGCAUUACUAAUGUAAUGCAAAUACCUACAUUAUUUGUAAAAGUUAAGUAACCUGUUAUUAUUUUUUAAUAAAACACUGUAAUUGAGAUAUCAAACUCAUCCAUAGUUCAUCAUGAAUGAGGCUAUUGACCAUCUUCUGUAUUGUCUUCUAUUGUAAGUUACACUGUAAACCCAGAUUUAGUUGUAAUUCAACUUUUAGUGCAUGGUUACUCCUUAUUCUUUCAUGUUUUGUUAAAAAACAUAUUCAUUACUAAAUCACAUUAGUUGUUUGUAAUAAUCAGCUUGAGUAUGCAGUGCACAGAUCAUAUUAAGUAGAGAUAACUAAGGAUGUUAAGUUUCUGUAUUUGAGGGGCGGGUCAUUUAAACUGUUCUGUGCUGAAGCGAUGCAAAGGCUCAUGGGAAAAAAUAUAUAUGCUCUGAACAGUUUCUGUCCUAGUUAAAGUGUGUUUAAAUAAUGUUCUGUUAAUGUUUUGGGUGUGCAUUUAUGUUAUCUGAGUUUUAGUUUUGUAUGGCUGAUUUAGUGUUCAUGUUUAAUCUACAUUUAUUGUUGCACCAUGACCGAGACCUGGGUGGGGACUGAUGGGGUCUGGGCAGUAAGGAAAGGUCUAUUAGAACACACA
Sander lucioperca (pikeperch) is the source of this 4958-nucleotide messenger RNA. RefSeq names its product homeobox C1a (gene hoxc1a). Gene Ontology annotation, molecular function: RNA polymerase II cis-regulatory region sequence-specific DNA binding; DNA-binding transcription factor activity, RNA polymerase II-specific. The record is from RefSeq and is a predicted model, not a curated record. Gene Ontology annotation, cellular component: nucleus. The coding region runs from base 110 to 1018 and encodes 302 amino acids. The transcript has 2 exons. Gene Ontology annotation, biological process: regulation of transcription by RNA polymerase II. NCBI's taxonomy places the organism in Eukaryota, Metazoa, Chordata, Actinopteri, Perciformes, Percidae.